Colletotrichum gloeosporioides is the source of this 3432-nucleotide messenger RNA. RefSeq names its product Calcium-transporting ATPase 2. Gene Ontology annotation, cellular component: intracellular membrane-bounded organelle; membrane. The transcript has 6 exons. The coding region runs from base 1 to 3432 and encodes 1143 amino acids. Gene Ontology annotation, molecular function: P-type calcium transporter activity; ATP binding; ATP hydrolysis activity. The record is from RefSeq and is a predicted model, not a curated record. Gene Ontology annotation, biological process: intracellular calcium ion homeostasis; calcium ion transmembrane transport. NCBI's taxonomy places the organism in Eukaryota, Fungi, Ascomycota, Sordariomycetes, Glomerellales, Glomerellaceae.
AUGACCGGUAACAUGCUUGCUCCUCCUGCCUCUCAUGGUCCGUCAAGGUCGCGGUCUGCAAGCAAGACGGAGACAAUCAUCUCGACAACUUCCAACCCAUUCUUGACGCCAACAGUCACUAGCUGUGCUUCCUCGUCUCAUGAGGACUCCGAGGAGGCUCUCAAGCCCGAUCCUGGGACUGAGAGUGACUUCAAGGUUGAUAACAACCCUUUUGCCUUCUCGUCUGGUCAGCUGAAUAAGCUGUUGAACCCCAAAUCCCUGGCUGCGUUCCGCGCUUUGGGUGGCUUGUACGGUAUUGCCCACGGACUUCAGUCUGAUAUCAACACCGGCUUGAGUGUCGACGAGACUGCAGCACCCGGAACGGUCUCUUUUCAGGACGCUGUCAGUCCCAUCCCACCGCAGCAGUCCAAAGCUCAGUGGCCACCGACUACUGCAGCGACCAAAAACGUCUUUGAAGAUCGUAUUCGCGUAUACAAACGAAAUGUUUUGCCAGCGAAGAAGGCCACCCCGCUCUGGAAGUUGAUGUGGAAUGCCUACAACGACCAGGUCCUCAUUCUUCUCACGGUAGCUGCUGUCAUAUCUCUGGCCCUGGGACUUUACGAGACUCUCGGGGUUGAGCAUCCCCCUGGAUCUCCCACUCCAGUAGAUUGGGUUGAAGGCGUGGCAAUUUGUGCCGCUAUCGCUAUUGUCACUCUCGUGGGCUCCAUCAAUGACUGGCAGAAGGAGCGCGCCUUCGUUCGUCUGAGUGCGAAGAAAGAAGAACGGGAAGUAAAAGUCACUCGCUCUGGAAAGCAAGCCUUGAUCAGUGUAUACGAUGUGCUUGUAGGGGACGUCCUUCACCUGGAGCCGGGCGACUUGGUGCCCGUCGAUGGAGUUUAUAUCGAUGGUCAUGAACUCAGGUGCGACGAGUCGUCUGCUACGGGCGAGUCUGAUGCGAUCAAGAAGACCGGUGGCAGUAUUGUCAUGAGAGCUCUAGAGAACGGAGAGAGUGCCAGGAACUUGGACCCGUUCAUUGUCUCGGGGGCCAAGGUCUUGGAAGGAGUCGGAACAUUUAUGUGCACCUCCGUCGGAGUCAACAGCAGUUUCGGCAAGAUCAUGAUGUCUGUCCGUACUGAGACUGAGCCAACACCUCUCCAGAAAAAGCUCGAAGGGCUUGCAAUGGCAAUUGCAAAACUGGGAAGCGCCGCAGCAGGAUUGCUUUUCUUUGUGCUGUUGUUCCGCUUUCUGGCUGGCCUUCCUAAUGACUCUCGCCCUGCGACCGAUAAGGCGUCUUCCUUCAUGGACAUUCUCAUCGUCGCUGUCACCAUCAUUGUGGUUGCUGUACCCGAGGGGCUCCCUCUUGCAGUGACUUUAGCACUCGCAUUCGCCACAACAAGAAUGCUGAAGGAGAACAAUUUGGUUAGAGUCUUACGCGCAUGUGAGACCAUGGGUAACGCCACGGCUAUCUGCUCGGAUAAAACCGGAACUCUGACAACGAACAAGAUGACUGUUGUUGCUGGGAGAUUCGACGACACUAGCUUCUCAGCAUCGGAGAACUCGGGCACUUCAUCUCCUUCCAUUCCCACCUGGGCCUCCCAUACUUCGCCGGCUUUCAGAGAGGUGCUCAUACAGUCAGUUGCUAUCAAUUCGACUGCUUUUGAGGGUGAAGAAGCAGGGAAAUCAGUUUUCAUUGGGUCCAAGACUGAGACUGCACUUCUACAACUAGCCAAGGAUCAUCUGGGGCUCCAGUCUCUUGCCGAAAUUCGGGCAAAUGAGCAGGUGAUUCAGCUGAUGCCGUUCGACUCAGGCAAAAAGUGUAUGGGCGCGGUAAUCCGGCUGCGGUCUGGCAUAUAUCGACUUUUGGUCAAGGGUGCCUCCGAGAUCCUCCUUGAGGAUUGCUCGACUAAGGCGAACUUCGCCACUUUAGAUGCGGAGAUCUUAACAGCCACGGAUCGCGUUUCGUUCACGGACACAAUUGAUGAGUAUGCGAAUCGCUCACUCCGGACCAUCGGACUCGUCUAUAAGGACUACCAGGAAUGGCCGCCAUCUUCCGCCACUAACUACGCUACACACUGCACCGACCUCGGUGGGCUUCUGCAAACAAGGGAUCUCGUCUUUCUCGGCGUCGUCGGCAUUCAAGAUCCCGUUCGCCCUGGCGUUCCGGAGGCAGUUCGCAGAGCCCAACAUGCAGGUGUCAAUGUUAGAAUGGUUACUGGAGACAAUGCGGUCACUGCCAAGGCAAUUGCUUCGGAAUGUGGCAUUUACACGGAUGGCAUUGUGAUGGAGGGUCCCGACUUUCGACGACUUUCCGAUGCCGAGAUGGACAACAUGCUUCCAAACCUCCAGGUGCUAGCACGGUCUUCCCCGGAAGAUAAGAGGAUCCUGGUGUCGAAGCUGAAAGCCUUGGGUGAGACCGUGGCUGUCACAGGUGAUGGCACGAACGACGCUCCAGCCCUCAAGGCUGCCGAUAUUGGAUUCUCGAUGGGUGUAUCUGGUACGGAAGUUGCCAAGGAAGCUUCUUCAAUCAUCCUCAUGGACGACAAUUUCACAUCGAUCAUCACCGCUCUCAAGUGGGGUCGGGCGGUGAAUGAUGCCGUUCAAAAGUUCUUACAGGUGGGUGUCAUCAUUGACUUCGUCCUUGGGAUUUUUCAAAUCACCGUCAACAUCACAGCCGUGUUAUUGGCAUUUGUGACAGCCGUUUACGAUGCAGAUAUGAAGCCAGUUCUGACGGCAGUGCAGCUACUCUGGGUUAACUUAAUUAUGGACACCUUUGCCGCGUUAGCAUUAGCUACCGACCCUCCAACCGACAAGAUUUUGGAUCGUCCUCCGCAAGGCAAGAAGAAGGCAUUGAUUACAACCAAUAUGUGGAAAAUGAUCAUUGGGCAGUCUAUCUACCAAUUGAUCGUGACAUUUGUUCUCUACUUUGGCGGAGGCGCUAUUCUCAACUACGACCUGGACGACCCCUAUAAAAAGCUUGAGUUAGAGACAAUCGUCUUCAAUACCUUCGUAUGGAUGCAAAUCUUCAACGAAUUCAACAAUCGGCGACUUGAUAAUAAGUUCAACAUCUUUGAAGGCGUUCACCGAAACCUGUUUUUUAUUGUGAUUAACUGCAUCAUGGUUGGACUGCAGCUUGCAAUCAUUUUCAUCGGGUCUAGAGCUUUCCAAAUUUCCCCCGGCGGCCUUGAUGGUACACAAUGGGCCAUCUCAAUUAUUGUGUCGGCGCUCUGCCUGCCUUGGGCCAUUCUCGUUCGCCUAUUCCCCGAUGCUUGGUUCGCUGCCAUUGCAGAACUCGUCGGCAGGCCAUUCCUGACCUUUUACUCGUGUUUGAGCACGGGUGUUUCUUCCUUGAUGACAGCAUUGCGAAGGAACAGGGAGGAAGACGCCGAAGCAGGCUGUCCGCCAAUGGUGGUCGUCUCAAAUGACAAUGGCAUCAAGGACCAAGAGAAGAUCUGA